CCUCACGAUUCAAGCCGGCCUUACUUCUCCUGUCCCGAGACCAUCAUUUUCACUUCAUCUCUCUCUCUCUCUCAAACAGAGACACAGCUACACCCAGUAAGGUCCGAAAUUUCAGGCAGAGGCACACUGUGACUAGUCAAAACAAGAUAUUAUCAACUUUCUGCUGAUGGGGGAGCUUUCGUUUUUCGAGAAGAUGAUGACUAAUGUCCGUGCAAAGUGCAAGUAUUACACUGGGUAUCCAAAGGAUCUGGGGUCAUCGAGGGUCAUUCAUUUUUCUUCAGAGCGGGAAUUUGUUCAUCUUCUACAUGAAGGCUACCCUGUGGUUGUUGCAUUUACCAUCAGGUGUAAUUACACAAAACAUCUUGACAAAGUACUAGAGGAAGCUGCUGUUGAGUUUUAUCCGCAUAUAAAAUUCAUGCGUGUUGAGUGUCCCAAAUAUCCUGGAUUUUGCAUAACGCGCCAAAGGAAGGAAUACCCGUUUAUCGAAAUAUUCCAUGGCCCAGAACAACUUGGUGAUUGAGGAUAUUUUAUACCUAUCAUGUUGGCUUU
This is a messenger RNA of Ilex paraguariensis (yerba mate), 549 nucleotides long. NCBI's taxonomy places the organism in Eukaryota, Viridiplantae, Streptophyta, Magnoliopsida, Aquifoliales, Aquifoliaceae. The record is from the annotation of a GenBank genome assembly.